This is a messenger RNA of Amphiprion ocellaris (clown anemonefish), 1242 nucleotides long. It is a transcript of the gene ccdc28b, whose product is annotated as coiled-coil domain containing 28B. The coding region runs from base 362 to 1000 and encodes 212 amino acids. The transcript is spliced from 6 exons. NCBI's taxonomy places the organism in Eukaryota, Metazoa, Chordata, Actinopteri, Pomacentridae. The record is from RefSeq and is a predicted model, not a curated record.
GGGCUGCUCCUCCUCCUCCUCCUCCUGGCGCACGGCGCGCAGGGCAGACUGGCUCUUUAAGAGGGAUAAAGACGACAGUUCCACACGAGCCGAGCGCAUCGUUGCCGCGCUUUACAUUUCAUCAGUAAUUUACACACAGCUGCUGCAGGGAUCGUUCAACACCGUCGUUAUUUCUACAUCUUCAUUCAUGUGAAGUCAAACGCUGUGUAUCUCUAGGAGGAGAAAUGCGACGCCGUGUCCAGCCGCGUUGCUCUCUGGUGCGUAAUUGAUUCGGACGUCCUGUACACCAGCGAGGCUGUGGCCCCCUCACCUUGAGUUGCCCAGAGAGCUUCUUUUUAGAGGAAGAAAAAUACAUAGAGCAAUGGAGGACAAACGCAAGAAGCGGAGCCCAAAGGUGUCUCUCCCCCAGCCCCCUCCUCCCCCCAUCAACCCCCGCAAGCUCUCCGUCCUGCCUGCCAGCAAAAGUGCCACCUUCUCCCUCGGCCUGCCGCAGCCUCCCUCCCCCAAGAACAGAGGCAAGUAUAAGAGAUCCAUCGGAGCGCCGGGACAGCCCAAAGAGGUGUUCACAGCCGUCGUACCUCCACCAAAGACCACCAGACCCCACAAGGAGAAGCCCAAGGCCCCCCAGCCAGCAGGGCCCAGUAAAGUAGUCCAGUCCUCCCCCCUGCAGCACUCCUUCCUUACAGAUGUCUCAGACGUGAGAGAGAUGGAGGGAGGCCUCCUCAACCUCCUCAAUGACUUCCACUCAGGCAAACUACAGGCUUUCGGUAAAGUGUGCUCCUUUGAGCAGCUGGAACAUGUGCGUGAGAUGCAGGAGAAGCUGGCGCGAUUGCACUUCAGCCUCGACAGCCAUGUGGAGGAGCUUUCUGAGGACCAGAGGAAGUGUGCCUCUGACCACAACCUGGAACACCUGCUCUGUAAUCUGGAGGAGCUCAGCACCUCAAUACAAAAGCUCCACUUGGCUGAGAACCAGGACCUGCCCAAGACAUCUGGUCCCUGACAGAGUGAGGCGUACGGGACGGCAACCGCACACACUCAUCUUCUCCCAACAUCUAACAAGUCCGGGUUGCCAUGGCAUUGAUCCAGCUGCCUUAGUAACAGAAUGGAAAGAUCCACGGGAGGAGGGGCUAUUUUUCCAUUUGGUCAGUGAAGCUGAGGGAACAAUACAGCGACUGGAAGCAGCAGAGCAUUAAAUGAGCACUCAACCAAAAUCAGAAAGCCCUCAUUCAUAGCACACACACA